Messenger RNA from Colletotrichum graminicola M1.001, 1602 nucleotides. Its product is annotated as leucine Rich Repeat family protein. The coding region runs from base 1 to 1602 and encodes 533 amino acids. Lineage: Eukaryota; Fungi; Ascomycota; Sordariomycetes; Glomerellales; Glomerellaceae. Gene Ontology annotation, molecular function: protein binding. The record is from RefSeq and is a predicted model, not a curated record. The transcript is spliced from 2 exons.
AUGGCCGACGAACCGACUUUGCCCAGCCUGUCACCUUCUAUCUCGUGGGAUGCGCAGACUGAGCGCUUUAGCAACAACCCGAGGAAGCGCAGGUACAACUUCAAGAGCCAUUCGGUCGCGCCCCCGUCAUGGUCCAACUCCAGCGACCCCGCCGUCUUCUCCAGCGAUGAUGACCCAGGUCUGGACAACUAUGUUGAGGGCAGACGGAAGAAGAAGAAGUACGUGGGUUCCUGGUUUCAUCAGCAGCCUGCGUCCUCUGACUCGGCUACCGGGGAGCCGCGGCCGGCGCUGAGGGGCAAGCGGACGUUGAAGCGCGAUUUGGACAGUGGUGUGUGGAUGGGCAGCGACAGCACGGAUGGGGAGGAGAGCAUCAUGAUGCCCGAUCUGCCGACGCAGUCGAGAUUACCCCAGUUGAACCUGGCGCCACCUCGUCGUCGCAACGUCGUCUCGGCCCAGGAGCUGGAGGCCCGGGAAAGAAUCCAGCAGUGCCUGGACUCUGGCAACGAGUACAUUGAUCUCUCCAUGAUGGAACUCAAGACACUCUCCGAUGCCACCAUUCGCCCCCUGUCCGAGUUCUCCUGCAUACCUAUCGUGGCCGAGGGCGUUCCGUUCGAGCAGAAGGAUCCAGCUUUGCAACUCUACCUGUACCGUAAUCCUCUAAUCAAGCUCCCAGGCGCUAUCUUCGACCUGGAGCACCUCACUGUGCUGUCACUUCGCGGAUGCCGACUGAGGGAGCUCCCUCCGGCCAUUGGCAAGAUGCGGCGCCUUCGCACCCUGAACCUUGCACAGAAUCUACUGAGAUACCUCCCUGCAGAGCUGCUCGAUCUCAUGGCCGCCCCCUCUGCCUUGGAAGAGCUGCUUCUGCAGGGAAACCACUUCUUCCAGGCGACCGAACGACCACGUCUUGGUGGCCUGGAAAAUCUUGAAGGCAAUGGUUCGGAAGGAUUGGAACUUGUCGGAGCGUGGAAGCCGGGAACCGAUGGGGUUGCCGCAAGGUUCUUUGCACGGUCACCCGUUCACUACCUGGACAGCUUGGGUUUGUCGCAUUCAGACUUCCGCCUUGACCCGGAGGCCGUCAUUGUGCGGACGGAACGACAGGAUGGCAAACGAAGCACGUCUAGCGGCUCCCCUACGUCUUCCGCCCCUUACCACUCAAAAUCCGCUGGCAGAUGCGUUGCAAGUGUUAAGGGGAGCCGCGUCCCUAGUCUGGUGGAGCUGGCGCUGCGCAGUGCAUACAAGAGCUCCGAUCUGGAUGAGCUUCCCCAUUACAUCCCUGAUUCGCUGUCUCACUUGCAGACCCUGCUGGAGCGUGCUGCGGAUCAGCGCGAGGCGGGCGGGCUUACGUGUGCCAUGUGCAAGAAGCCCUUUGUGGCCCCGACCACCCAGUGGUUGGAGUGGUGGCAGGUCUGUCUCGUAGAGAGCAGGCAAAACGAGGAGGGCUACGCCGUCAAAGCCCGGCCGUGGACAGACUUGGACGAGGAGAACGAUGGUGCCGUCCCAUUUCUUAGGCGGGGCUGCUCCUGGAAGUGCGGCCCUGCUCAUGUCAGGGAGGGGCAGUGGACGAUUCGUGCUACUCCAAAGAGUCUGCAAGAACAAGAAUAA